Messenger RNA from Mobula hypostoma (lesser devil ray), 6756 nucleotides. RefSeq names its product ras-related protein Rab-7b-like. Lineage: Eukaryota; Metazoa; Chordata; Chondrichthyes; Myliobatiformes; Myliobatidae. Gene Ontology annotation, cellular component: late endosome; phagocytic vesicle; lysosome. The transcript has 7 exons. Bases 1310 to 1918 code for a protein of 202 amino acids. Gene Ontology annotation, biological process: endosome to lysosome transport; phagosome-lysosome fusion. The record is from RefSeq and is a predicted model, not a curated record. Gene Ontology annotation, molecular function: GTPase activity; GTP binding.
UGCCCCCUCAUACUAACAACUGGCGCCCUGGGGAAAAAGCACUCUCUGUCGGGUCUAUAUAAUUAGAAAUGCCUAAUAAUGGAGAUUUACCAGGAUGCUGCCUGGUUUAGAAAGUAUGCAUUAUGAUCAGAGAUUAAGGGAGCUCGGGCUUUACUCUUUGGAGAGAAGGAGGAUGAGAGGAGACAUGAUAGAGGUGUACAAGAUAAUAAGAGGAAUAGAUAGAGUGGAUAGCCAGCGCCUCUUCCCCAGGGCACCACUACUCAAUACAAGGGGACAUGGCUUUAAGGUAAGGGGUGGGAAGUUCAAGGGGGAUAUUAGAGGAAGGUUUUUCAUUCAGAGAGUGGUUGGUGCAUGGAAUGCACUGCCUGAGUCAGUGGUGGAGGCAGAUACACUAGUGAAGUUUAAGAGACUAUUAGACAGGUAUAUGGAGGAAUUUAAGGUGGGGGUUUAUAUGGGACGCAGGGUUUGAGGGUUGGCACAACAUUGUGGGCCGAAGGGUCUGUACUGUGCUGUACUAUUCUAUGUUUUAUGUUCUGUCUAAUCCAGGCAGCAUCCUGAUAACUCUUCCUGACACCCCCUCUAAACUUUCUACAUCCUCCCAAUAGUGAGGUGACCUGAACUGGACACAAUACUCAAACAAUGUCUGAAGGGGGCGGAAGGAGUACAGCACAGAAACAGGCCCUUCAGCCCAUCUAGUCCACGCCAAAACCAUUUAAAAUGCCUACUCCCAGCCCAUACACCCUGCCAUCCGUGUAUCUAUCUUACGUGCUGAAAUCGAGCUGAUAUUCACCACUUGCGCUGGCAGCUCGUUCCUCUCUCUGCCGACCCUCUGAGUGAAGAAGUUUCCCCUCACCUUCCCCUUAAACUUCUCGGCUUUCACUCUUAAACCAUUGAGUGGGAAGAUGAGAGCCAGCAUCGGAUUGAGAGGGGCCUGAUUCAGGAACAUGUGCAUGUAGAGAAGUGCAAUGUUAUGUCAUUCUGUGUUUCACACAGUCAGUGAUUACACAACGCCGGGAGACAGACGGAGCGUUCCCUUUAAGGUACUGAGCCAAAGCUGCCGAUAAUAUUGUUGCAGUGUGUCAGUAGCCGUUCACGGGGGGCCACCCCCUGUGCACGCCCUGAAGCAGUGUCAUCGGAACCGAGCAGACCAGUCCUCGGCGUGAGUUUGACAAGUACCUUUGUCUGACAGUUCCUCAGUCCCCGAGACUGCCUACACUUCAUUCAUCGUAAAGCACCGCUGCCGAGGCUGAGAGUAACUUCCUGACUGCCCCGCAGUAGACGAAUAGGAAUGAGCCAAACCAUACCGUAGAUGAGCACCAACAGAACUGUGAACCUGAAAAUAAUCAUCAUUGGCUCUAUGGAUGUGGGUAAAACAGCUCUCCUAAACCGGUAUGUCAACAACAGAUUCAGAGAUGAGUACCAGACGACCAUUGGAGUGAGUCUCCUCACGAAGCGGAUCACAGUGGAUAACGUGGCUGUCAAGCUGCAGAUCUGGGACACGGGUGGUCAAGAGCGAUUCAAAGCCCUGGUGUCCACCUUCUUCAAAGGAUCGGAUGGCUGUGUGCUCACGUUUGCUGUGACCGACCGCGACUCCUUCUACGCCAUGGAGGGCUGGAGGAAUGAGAUGUUGGCCAGAGUGCCAGCAGGCCAGGAGGAGUUUCCUUUCAUUGUUCUGGGCAACAAAAUCGAUGAAGAACAAAUCAGGGAGGUUACAAGUGAAGACGCGGAAGCCUGGUGCAAUGCUCGAAACAUCCCUUACUAUGAAGUGAGUGCCAAAGAGGGCACAAACGUGGACAAAGCCUUCGAGAGGAUCACCCAGGUUGCUCUCUCACAGAUUUCCGAAGAGAAAGACAUGUACUUAACAAACUCCAUCUCCCUGGGAGACCAGGACACAACAGAGAGACGGAAAUGUUGUUGAAUCUUGGGAGUUGAAAGCCAAGGCUCCUCAGAGCUCCUCGUCCAGACCAGAUUUCCAAAAUUGGUGAAAUUAUUCCAACUCAUUCCUGCUCGGACCAGAGCCUCAUGCCGUGGCAUCGCCGGCUACAGCCACCUAGGGGAGGAGCCGCUGGAGGCGGUGUGGGAAAGAACAGAGGUGUGACGAGUACUCUGGAGCUGUUGUCCGUGCUGCAUUGGGGCUGACCCCUUCCGUAGGUGCUGCUCUCCAGUUUUCACUAUGUGGAGGACCAGCUGAUUGCUCGCGGCAGACCCAGCAUGAGACGAGCCGAUUUACUCAACCAGCGCGACAAGAGGAAUGGCUGCGUACUUGUUCAACACACAUCCCAUUCACCAUUAAUCUCCAGGCCAUUUCACUCAGGGACUUGUGCUAACAAUUUUUUUUUUUUUGCGACUGUAUGUGCUGGAUUGUAACUACAUGUGUCGUGUGUGACUGUUUGCGCCCUGCCCUCAGAUGAUUGCGGUUUUAUUUAGUUGUAUACAUGUGUAUGGUUGAAUGACAAUUAAAUUUGGACAGCCCAGAUAUCCAAAACCACUGGCAAUUUACAACCGGUAAAAGAUCUUUUUACACAGAGUGGUGGGUGCAUGGAACACGCUGCCAGAGGUGGUGGUAGAGGCAGAUAUAUUAGGGAUAUUUAAAAAAUCUCUGAGGCACAGAGAUGACAGAAAAUGGAGGGCUAUGCGGGAAGGAAAGGUUAGACUGAUCUUCGAGUAAGUUAAAAGGUCAGCACAACAUUGUGGGCCGAAGGGCCUGUACUAUGCUUUAAUGUUCCAUCUAUGUAAGAUUGACAUUAAGUUGCACUUAUUAACUAUAAAUAUUCUUUUUCACAAGCAACUUAAUGGCAGUCAAUUUAUGUUUCCCAAUCAAUGUUUCCCAACACUGUAAGGAGUUUGUACGUUCUGCCCGUGACUGCGUGGGUUUCCUCUGGGUGCUCCAGUUGCCUUCCACAGUCCAAAAAUGUAUCGAUUGGGAGGUUAAUGGCUCAUUGUAAAUUGUCCCAUGAUUGGGGUUAUAUUGGGGGUUGCUGGGCAUCAGGCUCAAAGGGUCAGACAGACCCAUACCACACUGUAUCCCAAUAAACAAAUAGAAAUAAUAGAUUUAAACAGAUUUUAAAUCCUGGUUUUCAGGUCUUUCUGUGACAUUGCUCACCUUGAUUUCCCGGUAUUCUCUGUUGCACAAUUCGACUCGCUUUGUCCGAACAUCACCGAUAUUUUUCCCAUUGGAAGCCCCACUCUUCCCAGACUCUGUUGUCCAUUGUAUCCGACAAUGGCAGUUAGAUUUGUGCAGUUUGUGGAUGAUGUUAACUGCAGGAAGAAACCUGUACGGGAGAGUGUUUUAAGUGGAAAAGCUGCUGCACCGGGACAUUUCCACUCUCUUGACCUCAGAAGUCCAUUGGUGCAGGUAGUCGUCACAUCUGAGGGCUUUCCUAGUUACGGUAGAUGACCAUGAAUUCUUCUGUGCCUUGGCAUGCCCUUCGCUCUCCACAAGGUAUUACCGAACUGACUUCCUGGCCGUUGGAUCUGAUUGUAGAUUUCAUCCACCCAUUCUGCCGGAGCUGACGCCACAUGCUAGGACAGGAGGCCCCUACCUCAGUAAGGUGAGAUGCCUGCCAGUUACCCUCACCUGGUUUAGCCCACCUGGUGAAGCAGUAACAGGUCUCUGCUGUUUCUUCCCUUAAAUCUUCCUGCUUCAAAGUUCUGUGUUCUUCAAAUGCCAAACUUACUCUUUGAUCAAACAUUUAUUUAACCUUCUGGCUUCUUUCCCUGCCCUGGUGAAGGGUCUCAGCCUGAAAUGUUGGCUUGUUAUUCCUCUCUAUACAGUAGUUUUGCCUGACCUGCUGAAUCCCUCCAGCAUUUUGUGUGUGUUGCUGAAGAUUUGCAGCACCUGCAGAAUCUCUUGUGUUGUUGAAAGCAGACUGCUGGAUCUAUUAAACUGAUCAUGAGGAAUAAAGUUAUGCCUCAAUAUUAGAGGGAGGCGAAUAUUGUCCCCUUGUUCAGAAAAGGUAGUAGGGGUAGUCCGGGUAAUUAUAGACCAGUGAGCCUUAUGUCUGUGGUGGGAAAGCUGUUGGAAAAGAUUCUUAGAGAUAGGAUCUCUAGGUAUUUAGAGAAUCAUGGUCAGAUCAGAGACAGUCAGCAUGGCUUUGUGAAGGGAAGAGCAUGUCUAACAAGCCUGUUAGAGUUCUUUGAGGAGGUGACCAGGCAUAUAGAUGAGGGUAGUGCAGUUGAUGUGAUCUAUAUGGAUUUUAGUAAGGCAUUUGACAAGGUUCCACACAGUAGGCUUAUUCAGAAAGUCAGAAGGCAUGGGAUCCAAGGAAGUUUGGCCAGACAGAUUCAGAAUUGGUUUGCCUGCAGAAGACAGAGGGUUGUGGAGGAGGGAGUACAUUCGGAUUGCAGGGUUGUGACUAGUGGUGUCCCACAAGGAUCUGUUCUGGGAUCUCUACUUUUCGUGAUUUUUUAUUAACAACCUGGAUGUGGGGGUUGAAGGGUGGGUUGGCAAGUUUGCAGAUGACACAAAGAUUGGUGGUGUUGUAGAUAAUGUGGAGGAUUGUCAAAAAUUGCAGAGAGACAUUGAUAGGUUGCAGAAGUGGGCUAAGUGGCAGAUAGAGUUCAACCCAGAGAAGUGUGAGGUGGUACACUUUGGAAGGACAAACUCCAAGGCAGAGUAUAGAGUAAAUGGCAGGAUACUUGGUAGUGUGGAGGAGCAGAAGGAUUUGGGGGUACAUGUCCACAGAUCCCUGAAAGUUGCCUCACAGGUAGAUAGGGUAGUUAAGAAAGCUUAUAGCUUUCGUAAGUCGAGGGGUAGAGUUUAAGAGUCGCGAGGUAAUGAUGCAGCUCUAUAAAACUCUGGUUAGGCCACACUUGGAGUACUGUGUCCAGUUCUGGUCGCCUCACUAUAGGAAGGAUGUGGAACCAUUGGAAAGGCUACAGAGGAGAUUUACCAGGAUGCUGCCUGGUUUAGAGAGUAUGCAUUAUGAUCAGAGAUUAAGGGAGCUAGGGCUUUACUCUUUGGAGAGAAGGAGGAUGAGAAGACACAUGAUAGAGGUGUACAAGAUAUUAAGAGGAAUAUAUAGAGUGGAUAGCCAGCCCCUCUUCCGCAGGGCACCACUGCUCAAUACAAGAGGAUAUGGCUUUAAGGGGUGGGAAGUUCAAGGGGGAUAUUAGAGGAAGGUUUUUUACUCAGAGUGGUUGGUGCCUGGAAUACACUGCCUGAGUCAGUGGUGGAGGCAGAUACACUAGUGAAAUUUAAGAGAGUACUAGACAGGUAUAUGGAGGAAUUUAAGGUGGGGGGUUAUAUGGGAGGCAGGGUUUGAGGGUCGGCACAACAAUGUGGGCUGAAGGGCUUGUACCGUGCUGUACUAUUCUAUGUUCUAUGUUGAAUCUUGACUUCCAAAGAACCUUUGGAUCACAAAUACAUCAGGAUCCAGCAGAAACCUCUUGUGAUCCUAUACAUUGGCACUUUUGUACAGCGAUUCAAUCAGUCAGAGUGCUGUCUUCACAGCACAUCUGUAGAAAUUUGCUAGAGGCUUUGGUGACAUACCAAGUCUCCUCAUACUCUUAAUGAAGCAUAAGACAUAGGAACAUUAUUAGGCUAUUCAGCCCAUUGAGUCAUCUUUGCCAUUCAACCAUGGAUGAUUUAUUUUCCCUCUCAAAAUCUUUCUCCUACUCUCCUGCUAACCUUUGACCGACCAACUACUCAAUAAUUCUCCUGCCAUUUUGAUGGAAACAACUCAUCUUGCUAUCUAAACAAUGCUACAUUAUGGUUAAUUUUGUUGGGAUCUCUGUUUCUUUCAAGUAUUUAGUUCUUGGGGAAAAUCCAGGUGCAUUUGAUAUAUCCAACCAUGCAAUAUUUGUUUUAACUCUGCAAACACAGGGCUGUAGUGUUGUGAAACAGAAAGGGUUGGUCACAGACCAGAGAAAUUACCGAAUGUCACAAUAAUCAUUUCCUGGUCAUUAAGCUGCUAUAAAUCUUCCCCAAAAGCUACAAAAUGUUUCAAAUUCUGUAAUGAAUAUGUCCCAAUUUUUACUGUUGUAUGCUGUAAUUGUAAUUGUUCUUAAAACAUGCUGGACAACAAUGAUUUUGCUUCCUGAAUACUUUUGGGUAUAUCUUAUGGAUUUUUGGCUGAUGAUCAUGAAGAUGACUAUGAAAUUUCCUUAUCACAUGCCCUUUUUUAAAAAUUGCCCAUAUUUGUUAUUUCAUUUCAUAAUUCAAGUCAGAAUAACUGAUGCCAAGAUAAAGGAAAACAUUUUAGUUGGUCCACAAAUCAAAUAGGCCAUUAAUGACAGGGAAUUCAAAGAACUUCCAGUGGGGAUGGAGAAAGUUACAUGGAAGGCAUUAAAGGAUGUUGUUGAAAAUUUUCUUGGCAGCUACAGAGCACCAAACUACAUGCAGCUGGUUAACAACAUGAUUCAUGCAUACAAAAUCAUGAAGUGCAGCAUGUCACUAAAGUUUAGACUUCCCUGCAAUUCUUGAUGCUGUCAGUGACAAGCAUGAUGAAAGGUUUCACCAGAACAUUGCGGUCAUGGAGAAAUGGUAUCAGGGCAGGGAAUCAAUUAAUGCUGGCUGAUUAUUGUUGAACACUUAAGUGAAAAGCCUUGGACACUGAGUACAAAUGAAAAUCAUCAACAAAACAUUUUUAGCUUACUUGAACAAUUGCAAAGCAUCAGCACCAUUAUGCAAUUAAACUCAUUAUAUUCAAUAAAAGUUAAUUUCUUGUUUCUCCAAAUUCCUACAUGAUACAAAUACUCUAAAAUUAUGUUUGUGUUCAGCUUCAAGCGGUCUAUCAUAAAAAAUUAAAAUUCUGA